CUCUGUGGCGCGCCCGCCGCCUACUUGGCCACCAUAGAGUUGGGGUUCGUUCAGCGCCAAGUUUGAGUCUGUGGGUGGAUCAUGACGCGACUGCCAAAGCUUGCGGUUUUUGAUCUGGAUUACACGCUCUGGCCUUUCUGGGUUGAUACACACGUAGACCCCCCAUUCCACAAGAGCAGCGAUGGAACUGUACGAGAUAGGCGGGGACAGGACAUCCGAUUGUACCCGGAGGUGCCGGAGAUCUUGGGAAGAUUGCAGAGCCUUGGAGUGCCAGUCGCCGCUGCUUCACGGACAAGUGAGAUAGAAGGGGCCAACCAACUCCUGGAGCUCUUUGACCUUGGCAAAUACUUUAUUCAGCGGGAAAUCUACCCAGGCAGCAAAGUGACACACUUUGAGAGGUUGCGCAACAAGACUGGAGUUCCUUUUUCUCAGAUGAUCUUCUUUGAUGAUGAGAAUCGGAAUAUCAUAGAUGUUGGCAAACUUGGUACUGAGUCACUACUGAGGGGGCGUUACCUGCAUUCACAUACAGGAUGGAAUGAGUCUUCAAAUGUUAACUCAAGGAUUAGAGACAUUUGCAAAAGCCCAAGCUGGACUCUGAGGUCCGGCCCUGUAGAUAAGCCUCAUUACAGUGUAAAACUGAAAAGAAAUCAAGGAAGCCUUGUCAGGAGCACUUGUAAUGUAUUAAAGUGUCCACGUGUGACCAUCAGGGUUUUAUCACAGUAUGGGUUGUUUCCAUUUUUCUUUUCUUUCCUUCUUUUUUUUUUUAAAGAUUUAUUUAUUUAUUACAUAUGAGUACACUGUAGCUGUCCCCAGAUACACCAGAAGAGGGCAUCAGAUCCCAUUACAGAUGGCUGUGAGCAUCGUGUGGUUGCCGGGAUUUGAACUCAGGACCUCUGGAAGAGCAGGCAGUGCUCUUAACCGCUGAGCCAUCCCUCCAGCCGGUUCCCAUUUUUCUAGCGUGUAAACUGGAGUGUCCGGAUUAGAGUGCGAAAGAUCAGAAUGCAUCAGGUUGUCCCCUUACGUUGGAACCCAUCCCAAGUCUCCCUUCAACUGUGUCAGAUAAUGGGCGCCACAACGCUGCACAUCUCCUUGUAGGAACCGAAAGCUAAUACUGUUUGGGAGUAGGUUGCAGUCGGCCUUUUUCCAUAGAAGUAAGUAAUGGAGGAGUGAGCCAGCCCUAGUGUGAGGCUUCGUCCCUCUGAAGUUUAUUUAGGGCGUGGGGAGGGGAGUUAAGAGAGUAGUAGAGGCAGAGAAAGGCAGGGGUGGGGGGGAAAUAGAGGAAUAGAGGCUGGCCAUGAGCUCGUGGAGAGAGAAGGGAGUUAAGGAAUGGGAAGAGAGCAGGAGCAAGAAGGCCAAUAGCCCCUCUGAGGCUUUAAUAUUGCCUACUGACGAUGUCACAGCCAUAUCCUGGAAUGGCCGAGGCCAUUCUCAGAAUGAUGAUAAUCUCGGAGGAAGACAGGCAAACAGAGGGACAGAGGGGGGAGAAAUGGCAAUGAGUGGACUUGGCAGAGUCUUCAGGAGCUGUGACCCCAGGAGACACUGGGCUGCCUGGGAGGUACUGGCCAGAAGGGAAUGGGAGCAGCACAUGCCAGGCAGGAAGAGGCCCAGGAGAGAGGCUGACCCAAAAACCUGGACCAAGCCUGGCGCUCUGUUGCCAGAGGCCAACCUUGUUCAACUGCCUUGCCUCAGCCUGUCUCAGCCUGCCUCAGCCUUGCCUCAGCCUGCCUCUAGCAGGACUGAGUAUGGAUGUGAACCGAAGGUGAUCUGGUAAUUGUUAACUCCUGUAGCACAGGCCUGAGGGAAUUGGUUUCCAGGAGGCUGCGUCCAAUCUUUUCUAAAAUUUUGUUGCUUACGUGGUUUGAAUAAAAGAGAUCUAAAGUGAAGAAGAAA
Rattus norvegicus (Norway rat) is the source of this 1890-nucleotide messenger RNA. RefSeq names its product magnesium-dependent phosphatase 1 (gene Mdp1). The coding region runs from base 82 to 792 and encodes 236 amino acids. The transcript is spliced from 6 exons. Gene Ontology annotation, molecular function: protein tyrosine phosphatase activity; phosphatase activity. NCBI's taxonomy places the organism in Eukaryota, Metazoa, Chordata, Mammalia, Rodentia, Muridae. The record is from RefSeq and is marked validated.